AUGUUGAUAGACAAUGCUUAUUUCACCUGUAUACCACCAGAAGUGGAAGAACAGCCACUGGUUGAAAGUGAACCACUUCAUGAUUUCAUAUAUUUCCUACUCAGUAAUGUCAGCAGGGUUCGGAUGGAACUUACCGUCAGAUGCCUCAGGAAAUUAGAUUGGUCCGAUCCAGUUGUCGCCGAAUUUGCGAUUCAUUGCCUCAGUAACCCGUUACUGCCGCGUUACUCUGACGUUCCUCAUCUCGCCUCAGUUGUUGCUGAAUUGUGUUCGUGUCAUGAGUGGAUUGGUUAG
Messenger RNA from Gongylonema pulchrum, 291 nucleotides. Lineage: Eukaryota; Metazoa; Nematoda; Chromadorea; Rhabditida; Gongylonematidae. The record is from the annotation of a GenBank genome assembly.